Molecule: messenger RNA, 501 nt
Organism: Penicillium atrosanguineum
Lineage: Eukaryota; Fungi; Ascomycota; Eurotiomycetes; Eurotiales; Aspergillaceae
Exons: 1
Coding region: 1-501 (166 amino acids)
Biological process (GO): positive regulation of mitotic metaphase/anaphase transition
Cellular component (GO): anaphase-promoting complex
Source: RefSeq, a predicted model, not a curated record
AUGCACCAACCCCGCCUAGCAGAUUUCUUCGAAGAAUUCACCCGCCCUCACACAUCAACCGCCGCAGCAAGCAACCCUCAAGCCCUAAACCAACCAACUCAAGGCCCAAACGCCGUAACCUACGGCUCGUCCUCGCCCGCCUCAAUCCCAUCUUUCCUCCCCAUUGAAGACAUCUACGUCGCCCCACAGCACCAGCCUCCGAACCCGGAAGACGAGGACGACGUCGUACCGGACCAGCAUGCUGCAUUUGGAAUUACGCGCGCGAUGGACCGACGACGGGUUGCUAUUUGGAGUGAUCUCGGUCUUGAGGCGCUUGUAAAUGGGCAAGGACAUGGUGGGAGUUCCAUGGCUGCGGCGGGGCCUAGUGUUGGCGCUGGGUCGGGGCCUGGGGCUACGCUUAGAGAGAGUGCCGGGGGUGCGGCUUCGGCGACGGCGCCGGCUGUUAGGGUUAGGAGUGCUGGGAGGAAGAUGGGUGGGAGGAGGGUGGUUUGUUUGCGAUGA